CUGUCGAAAAUUUAUUUCCGGUCUGUAAAGGGGUUGAACUUACCGGCGUAAAUUGUAUUGGUAGUUUAUCAGUUUUAAUCAGACAAAUUAAGAAGUAUUUUGCUACAUCAGAGAUGAAUACGUUUCUAGGAAAGUUAAUUCUAUUCCUAUUGUUGGUUUUACCAACAACGUUGAUGAUAUUUGGGAAUGGCCCUGGAAGCAGUUUUGUUGCAAGAGCUGAUGAUGCUAUGGAAGGAGAAGUAGAUGGUGAGGAUGAUGAUGAAGCUACAGUUGAGACAGAUGAAGGUGGACAGGAAGAAGGUGAUCAGGCUGUCACUGAAACUGAACAGGGUGAAGAAGAGGAAGAGGAGGAGGAUACGCAGUUAAAACCUUCGGAGGAUUCUGAUGUUACUAUCCUCUUUACCAAACCUGUUAACACUAAUGAUCUUCCGUCUGGUCAGGUAGUGAGGUUUAUGGUUGGAUUCAAGAACAAAGGAGAGAAAGACUUUGAAGUGAAAAGUCUUGAAACAUCCUUCAGAUACCCACAGGAUUACUCCUUCUACAUACAGAAUUUUACAGCCCUUACAGUGAACCAGGUUGUUGAACCCAACAAGGAGGCUUCAUUUGAGUAUGGUUUCACCCCUAGUGAGGCAUUCAACUCUCGUCCAUUUGGUCUCUGCAUCCUGCUCAACUACAAAGAUUCCGAAGGUAACGAGUUCCAGAAUGCUGUUUUCAAUGAAACAAUAAACGUUGUUGAACCAGAUGAGGGUUUGGAUGGUGAAACAUUCUUCUUGUACGUCUUCCUUGUUGCUAUCCUUGUUCUGGCACUUGUCGGAGCUCAACAGCUUCUUACAUCAUUCGGAAAAAAGCGCUUGGGAAAGGGCAAAGCAGCCCCAAAGGUGGAGAUGGGAACAACGAAGACAGAUGUGGAUUACAGCUGGCUCCCACAGGAAACUCUGCAAGGAAUGAACAAGUCCCCAAAGGGAUCACCGAGGGGUGGAUCACCAAGGAAACGAAAAAGCAAACGUGGCUCCGGAGAAGAAUAAUCUUCUGUCUGGAGACAAUUCAAGAGAAAGUGACAAGUUUUCCAGUGUCUAGAAUAUAUGCUAGUUACACCGAUAAACAGUACUUAAUAGAACUUUUCACACGAAAGCAUGUUGUUCUGUUGUCUGACUAGAGAACUAUAUAUGAGUUUGUGAUAUUUUUAAAUUAAUAAAUAUAUUACUGAAAACUAAUAUGAUCGGUCUUUAAAGCACUUUCGUAUUAAAAUGACAUUAAAACAUAUUUUAAAUUGUAGUAACAACAUAUGAUUCAAGUCUCCUUUUGAGGAGUUUCUUAGAUAAUAUUUUCUACUCAAAUUAUCAUUAAAAAAAGAUAUUGUGCUGGAGAUUGUACAUGUAUGUACAUAAUCAUCAGGAAAUAAAACGAAAAAAUUUUCGGCUCCAAACUUGCGACAGCUUCCAGCUGAGCUCUGUGCAUUUAUAAUUAGUUUUCAGUAAUAUAUUUCGGUUGUAGAUAUAUUUUACAAUUGUGAAAAAGUGCAGGGUGUGGUUUUACAAUGUAUGUGUAAUGAUUUUUGAACUUAGGUUGUCAGAAAAGAAAUGGAAUCAAAUUCCGUAGAUUUUGUAUGAAUUUUUUUAUAAGCUUGCAUAAGAAUACGCUAACAGCGGAUGCCUACUACCAUAUAUUCCCUCAUUAACAACCCUUUGACAUCACAUUUUGCAUAAGGGGUCCAUUUAUUAAGGUCCUCAAAUUUAUUUGUUUUAAAACUUUUUUAGUAAGUGGAAAAUGCAAAUCAAACUGUUAACAGUUACAGUCCUAUCACAGUUCGGGUAUUGUGAUUUAAAUACACUAAAAAAGAAAUAAAAAAAUUUGAAAUAUUGGGGAUGAGGUGAAAACGUUAAUUAGUGAAUAUAUGGUGUAUGUUAAAUAAAUGGCAGUUUACAAACCAAAUGAUAGUGAUGAAUAAAAGUAGUGUUAGUUUUUAAAUCCAUGACGUGCUAAAUAUGAAUAACUGCCUAAUCGGAGAUAAAACUUUGGUGCUCUUAUUUUGAAUGUGCCGUAUACUUGUUUUCAAUGACCUCAAAUUUACAUUCCACAUGUGAAUUUUUUUUUUCUACGCAGUUAAACCUUGCGUGUAUAGUUGAUCCUGGUAAACCAGAGGUACGCCAUAAUAUACAGUGUUAAUCGUUUUUCACUGGAAAUAUUAAAUUGCUUAGAGCGGUGUAAACAUGCAAAUUGUCCUUUGGCAAAAGUCUUGACAUUUCCAAGUUCUAUUUGCCAUCUUUUCAGCCUAAAUGCUUUUGUUGACGAUCGAGAUGUACAGUUGGUGACGGUUUUAUGAGUUCGAUACCAAAGUUUUUGAUGUAUAGAUAUAUUUAAUACAUGUAAUAUUUGUUCUCUAGUCAGACAUGCAUAUCACUUUACUUUGCUCAAUAAAUAUGGAUAGUAGGAAUUGAGUUAUAGCUUUUAAAAAGUACCGAUUUCAGUGAUGUUUCCGGUAGAACUUAAAAUAUAAUUUAUUUCCUAAAGUUUCCCUCCUUCUGAUGGAUCUCUUGUUACAUAACCCUUGUAUAAUUUUCCAUCGAAUAUUGUCCGUAUCCAUCAGCUGAUGUAUUGAUAGAAUAUUUACAAUUAGUGCUAGCUGUAUUUUUCCUUCUUACAGUUCGAAUUUUUUUGGAGAUGUUCGAAUUUUUGUGGUUAUAAAAAGAAAUUCAGUGCAAUCAAAAGUCCUGGUUGUGUAGAUUUUUCAACAAAUCUGCAUUUGACUUUUGUGGAAGAUGGUAUUAAUUCAGGAGAUUACGCUGGUCGAUAAUUUUUAGCUUUUCUAAAUUUGUAAAAAUGAUAUUAGCCAAUCUGUCAAGAUCAUUAUCUAAUAAAGUAUUGGGUGUGUAUAAGACGUAGAGGUUACUUAAGGGGUUGUUGUGAAGGGACAUCAGCAUCACUGGCCUGAAACAUAACCUAACUUCGAGUCUAUUACAGGUCUUAUACUUUUAAUAGUGUGUUAAUGUUAAGUUUAAAAAACAUUCUGUGUGUUAUUUAUUUGUGGAAGAUUGUGCAAUACAGCAGGCUGACAGAUGUUAAUAUAUGCAUUUAUAGAUGGAUAAACAACAGUUUUAUGUAAAGUAUUUUAUAUACAUUGUCAACAUGAGAACAUUUGUCUUCAUUCUCUUAAAUCAUGUUUAAAGUUCAAUAAAGAAGAAACCGAAAUUA
Messenger RNA from Mercenaria mercenaria, 3192 nucleotides. Its product is annotated as translocon-associated protein subunit alpha-like. The coding region runs from base 114 to 1025 and encodes 303 amino acids. Gene Ontology annotation, cellular component: endoplasmic reticulum; endoplasmic reticulum membrane. Lineage: Eukaryota; Metazoa; Mollusca; Bivalvia; Venerida; Veneridae. The transcript is spliced from 8 exons. The record is from RefSeq and is a predicted model, not a curated record.